Molecule: messenger RNA, 1203 nt
Organism: Schizophyllum commune H4-8
Lineage: Eukaryota; Fungi; Basidiomycota; Agaricomycetes; Agaricales; Schizophyllaceae
Product: kinase-like protein
Exons: 5
Coding region: 1-1203 (400 amino acids)
Biological process (GO): protein phosphorylation
Molecular function (GO): protein kinase activity; ATP binding
Source: RefSeq, a predicted model, not a curated record
AUGUCUCUUCGCAAGAAGCGGAACUUCAAGGCCCUUCAGCUUCCGGGAAAGGAGGAGGCCAACGACAACGGUGGGCCGGUUGCAGCACGCCCCGCGCCCCGGAGGCGCCCGCCCCCAGUGUACGAGGACGAGAGCGCAGAGUCAAAGAGCGCGAUGCACGCGACGAUCACCAGCACCCUCGCCAGCCUCGACAUGAACUCGAAGCGGCUCGAUCUCAAGGACGAGGACCUGACGGAGCUGCACGAGCUGGGCUCGGGGAACGGGGGAAGCGUUAUGAAGGUGCAGCACGUCAGCGGGACUAUCAUGGCAAAGAAGAUCGUCUUGAUCGAUGCAAAGCCGUCGGUUCGCAAGCAAAUACUGCGCGAACUCCAGAUCCUGCACGCAUGUCGCUCUCCAUACAUCAUCUCCGUAUACGGCUCAUACAUCAAGACACCCAAUCUUUGCAUCUGCAUGGAAUUCUGCGAACACGGCUCCUUUGACAACAUCUACAAGAAGCUCGGCCCCAUACCCAUCGACAUUGUCGGCAUGGUCGCGCUUGCUGUGCUUGAAGGUCUCAAAUACCUCUAUACCACGCACAAGAUCAUUCAUCGAGAUAUCAAGCCCUCCAACAUCCUUCUCAGCGCCGCCGGGGACAUCAAACUGUGCGACUUCGGCGUGUCAGGCGAGCUGGAGAACUCCAUCGCGAAUACGUUCGUCGGGACUUCGACCUACAUGUCGCCUGAGCGCAUCCAGGGAGCCGAAUAUUCCGUCAAAUCUGAUGUAUGGUCAUUGGGCAUCACGCUCAUUGAGCUAGCCGUCGGCCACUUCCCAUGGUCCUCGGAGGACGACGAGCAUCCGGAGGACAUGGCGAAGUCGAUUAAUCGGCAGAACAAGGAGCUCUUGCAGCCCUCGACGCCCAACUCCGCGCGCCACAGCCGCCGGAAGAGCAAGGGUGUCUCGUUGCAUGGUGGCACGAUGUUGCUGUCCAUCCUGGAGCUGAUGCACUUGAUUGUGCAGGAGCCGCCUCCAAGACUGCCGGAGGGCAAGUUCUCACCAGACGUCUGCGAGUUUGUUGAUGGAUGCCUCGAGAAGGACAUCGAGAGGCGGAAGCUGCCAGCACAGCUGCUCGUGAGUUCGAACUCAGCCCUCGUGAAUUUUGCACUGACGGUCUCGGCUAGGCACAACCGUGGAUGGAGCAACGAAGAACAACGCCAGUGGAUAUGA